UCCUCAUUCCAUAUCCCUUCUUGCUUAGCGCCUUAGCCCCUUCACGUCUUCACAAACAAUAUAAAUUUUAUUCCAACAAUGCAGAACCUCACCACUGCUCUGAUCUCCCACCAUCCCAACUCUCUCCAGUUAAUUUUCACGGCCAUCCUCCACCACCAUUACCUCAUCCCCUCCCCCUUCCUCCUCCCCGUCCUCCUCCUCUUCAUUUUCAGCCUCCUCGCCCUCGCCAUGUCCCGCCGCCCCCGCCCCAUCUACCUCAUCAACUUCUCCUGCUUUAAACCUGAAAACCAGUACAAAGUUACCAGAGAAACUUUUAUGAAACAGUUCAAAAGCAAGGGAACUUUCACCGAUGAGAGCGUGGGGUUCCAACGCCGGAUGCUGGAGCGUUCUGGCAUCGGGCAGGAAACUUACCUGCCCGAAUCUAUCCUCGGGACGCAAAUCAAUAUGUGCGCUGCAGCGGCAAGGAAGGAGGCGGCGAUGGUGGUGUUUGGAGCGGUGGAUGAGCUUAUGGCGGUCACCGGAGUGAGGCCCAAGGAUAUUGCUGUGGUGGUCGUGAAUUGUUCUGUUUACAAUCCUACGCCAACCAUGGCGUCGAUGGUUGUUAACAGGUAUAAGCUAAGGGGGAAUGUGAAGAGCUAUAAUCUUGCUGGAAUGGGAUGCAGUGCUGGAGUUAUAGCGAUUGAUUUGGCCAAGCGGCUGCUGCAGGUGCAUAGCGACAGCUACGCCGUUGUAAUAAGCACAGAGAACAUUACCCUCAACCCUUACUUCGGCAAUGACCGCUCCAUGCUCGUCUCCAACAGCCUCUUCCGCAUGGGCGCCUCCGCCGUCCUCCUCUCCAACCGCCGCUCCGAUCGCCACCGCUCAAAAUACCAACUCCUCCACUCCAUCCGCACCCACACCGGCUCCUCCCCUCGCUCCUACUCCUGCAUCUUCCAACAAGAAGACUCUUCCGACCACCUCGGAAUCUCCCUCUCCAAAGACCUCAUGUCCGUUGCCGCCACCGCACUCCGCACCAACAUCUCCUCCCUCGGCCCCCUCAUCCUCCCCUUCUCCGAACAGCUUCGCUUUCUUCUCGCCUUCCUCUCCUUCCGCGUCCUGCUCCAAAACAAAAAACAGAGUACCUAUGUUCCAAACUUUCGAAAAGCAGUCAAACAUUUCUGUAUCCACGCCGGAGGCAGAGCGGUGCUGGAUCAGCUGGAGAAGAGCAUGGGGUUGAGUGAGUGGCAUAUGGAGCCGUCGAGGAUGACGCUUUAUAGGUUCGGGAAUACUUCGAGUAGUUCUUUGUGGUAUGAAUUGGCGUAUUGUGAGGCCAAGGGGAGGAUAAAGGAGGGGGAUAAGGUGUGGCAGAUUGCGCUCGGAUCGGGAUUCAAGUGUAAUAGCGCGGUCUGGAAGGCGAUGAGGACGGUGGAGGGAUGCGGGGAGGUUGGGAGGAAGGGAAAUCCGUGGGUGGGGGAGAUUGAUCAGUUUCCGGUGGUGGUGCCGAAGGAAGUAGCGGUGGUUGCUUGAUGAUCAGUUAACUAAAGAGAACAAAAAAAAAAAAAGUAUUUGGAUCAGCCAAUUUCAAGAUGGACUAAUGAAAGUACGUUACAGCAAGAAAAAAAGUGUGAGAUUAUUUAAAGAGUGAUCAGGAGGAUUAACUUGAUGAGAUUAGUGUAAUAUUAAUUAUAUAUGUUUUAUAAUUGUCUUGAAAUAUAUCAAAAUACUUCGAGAUUGAUUCUGAUGAAA
Messenger RNA from Dendrobium catenatum, 1725 nucleotides. Its product is annotated as 3-ketoacyl-CoA synthase 2-like. The transcript has 2 exons. Lineage: Eukaryota; Viridiplantae; Streptophyta; Magnoliopsida; Asparagales; Orchidaceae. The coding region runs from base 79 to 1506 and encodes 475 amino acids. Gene Ontology annotation, molecular function: acyltransferase activity, transferring groups other than amino-acyl groups. The record is from RefSeq and is a predicted model, not a curated record. Gene Ontology annotation, biological process: fatty acid biosynthetic process. Gene Ontology annotation, cellular component: membrane.